GGCCCGCUCCUCGUGCUGCCAGGAGGGUCUCUGCCAUAGCGUGUCGCCAUCGUCGAUCCAGAGCCGGUCCCGGGUCCCCCCCGUGCUGCCCGUCCGCCGCCUGCCCCCACCGGCACCGCCCCUUAGACGCUCAGGAAGUGCACCUGGACAGUCAAACUUUAAUCCCAUCUACAGCCGAAUCCUGUUUUUAAAUCCGUCUGUGGGAACGCUUGCUCCACUUUUCUUUUUUCUGGAUUCACCCGGAAUCUCGGAGGACAUCGGGACGAGGCACGAUGCUGGGCUUGGAUGUGUGUGAGUUUGGUGGUCAGCUUCUCGAGCUGUUCUGGUUAACACUCUGCUACCGAGACAUCAUGGCCGACAAGGAGGCAGAGAAGCACGUGGCCGGGGAGGCAGAGGACGACGAGGUGGACCUGAACUACCAGCCGCCAGCCCAGAAGUCCCUGCAGGAGAUCCAGGAGCUGGACAAGGACGAUGAAAGCCUCAACAAAUACAAGCAAGCUCUGCUGGGAUCUGGCCCUGUGGUGUCUGAUUCCGGCGUGCCCAACGUGCAGGUGACGCGGCUGACGCUGAUGUGUGAGCAGGCCCCCGGACCAAUCACCAUGGAUCUCACAGGUGACCUUGAGGCCCUGAAGAAGCAAAAUUUCAUCCUGAAGGAGGGUGUGGACUACCGGGUCAAGAUCCAUUUCAAGGUGAACAGGGACAUCGUGUCAGGAAUGAAGUACGUGCACCUGAUGUACAGAAAGGGCCUGAGAGUGGACAAGGCCGUGUAUAUGGUGGGCAGCUACGGGCCACGGGUAGAGGAGCACGAGUUCAUGACCCCGGUGGAGGAGGCGCCCAAAGGCUUGCUGGUACGCGGGAGUUACCACAUCAAGUCCUUCUUCACGGACGACGACAAGACCGACCAUCUGUCCUGGGAGUGGAACCUGCAGAUCAAGAAGGACUGGGACUCCAAGGAGUAGGGUGGAGGAUGCCCGCCCCCCCAUCUCAUCCACCUGUGACAGCGGUGUGUGCGUGAAGGCUGUACAAACGGGAAAUCAGGCUGCGUUUUGGGGGGGGGGGGGGGGGGGGGGAAUGCAGAUUGUGGCUUGUGUAGAAAAAUAAUGAUGAUUAAAAAAAGAAAAAGUAUGAAAAAACGUGUGUUGGAAGGGGGAUCAAAAUUAAUUCCAUUAAUUGAAUUUCUUGCACCCGUCGCCUCUGGGCGCUUUGUGCCCUGAAGCUCCCACCUUACUGUUGCGAUACUGUUCCUGCGCUUUACCGUUGUUGCUGCCGUUUGGGACGGUGGCAUCGUCUUGUAGCCGUGCUUGAAUGGACUGAUCAGCGCCUAGAGAUUUUUGGAGCUGCCCCCAGUGCUGGUAAACUGGUUACCUGUAUGCUGAGUAUUCCUGCUACGGGUAACAUAGCCUGAGGUGUCCAUCCUUGUCCGUGGUACGUUCCCCGGUUGAUCCCCGUUUGAUCCCUCUGUUCUUACAGCUUUCAGUACCAUACCCCGCGUCCUUCGCAACAGCGACCCUUAAUUUGAGUGAUGUAUUACUAAUUUCAGAAACGUAAAUAUGAUUCUAAAGAACUGAAAAAGAAAUGAUGAGGGGGGGAAAAAAUUUAAUAAAAUGCACCACAAUCAACCCAUAUUGUCUUGGUAUGUCUACAUAACCGUUCUGAAUUUAAAUCCUGUUGUUUUAUUUCCCCUGUGUCUGUUGUUAGACGUUUUACCUUGAAAACAUUUUUAAACUUGCCAUUCAUGAUCAUGUCAUCCUGGGUGUUUCCUGUUAAUUGACCAAAAUGAAGAUGUAGUCAGAAUGCUUAAUGAUGUCUGCAUAAAAAUUAAAAGAAUGCGUUUAAGAAAUGUACAGAAUGCAUGUAAUACUGGAUGUCUCGCAGAUAAGAUCUCAAACCUUUCUGGUGACCUCAGUGGGCAACAUAAUAUUUUCUUUUUGAAUGUAAGGAAAAAAAUAGCGAAGCAAAGGUUUAUGGGAUAUCCUAAGAUUUUUUUGUUUUUCCAUGUGUAACUAAAACGGUGGUAGUUCAGCUGUCUCACUCGAUUACUGUGGAGUUUAGAUGUACCGUUAUAUUUCAUCGUCACUCAGACACCACAAAAGGAGGCAAAAGUCGAACCUUGGACAGUGUUUGUACAUUUUAAAAGGCUUAGUGUUGGUGGUGUGUAUAUAUACAUCUACACUCCCUUCAACUGAACCAUUGAUUUCGAGUAUCUGUGAUGUCUUGGUACGUGCUGCAUGCAUAGGUUCUCUCCAGUGUUUUUGUACCGUGUUUGCCAAUGGAGUAAAAUAACGAGAGGAAAGUGUGCGGGUUUGGCGACUGUGGCAAUUUCCGGUCUUUGGACUUUAGUGAUAAAUUGCCUUUUCUUUGACGGAGUUCACACGGAGUCCAUGAUGACUGAUUACUGUACCUUCGAGUUUUAGUGUCAAAACUUUUUCAAGCGUCUUGUACCUUUUAAUAAAGCUCAGAUUAAAUAAGCCUUCA
This is a messenger RNA of Brienomyrus brachyistius, 2475 nucleotides long. RefSeq names its product Rho GDP dissociation inhibitor (GDI) gamma (gene arhgdig). Gene Ontology annotation, molecular function: Rho GDP-dissociation inhibitor activity; protein binding. Gene Ontology annotation, biological process: Rho protein signal transduction. The coding region runs from base 273 to 959 and encodes 228 amino acids. The transcript has 6 exons. The record is from RefSeq and is a predicted model, not a curated record. NCBI's taxonomy places the organism in Eukaryota, Metazoa, Chordata, Actinopteri, Osteoglossiformes, Mormyridae. Gene Ontology annotation, cellular component: cytoplasm; membrane; cytosol.